Messenger RNA from Tigriopus californicus, 1109 nucleotides. RefSeq lists its product as uncharacterized. Bases 243 to 779 code for a protein of 178 amino acids. The record is from RefSeq and is a predicted model, not a curated record. NCBI's taxonomy places the organism in Eukaryota, Metazoa, Arthropoda, Copepoda, Harpacticoida, Harpacticidae. The transcript is spliced from 2 exons.
UGGGGCUUUGGACCCAUUCAACGCAGAUAUGACGGACACCCUUGUGUUCCUGUCCAUGAGCUCGGCCGUCUAGCCCCGGACGAGAUUGGCUAUAAAAAGCCCUGAGACUCAACUUGAGAUGGGACAGAUCGUACUUUGAGCGGGCGGAGGUUGUGAUAAACUCAAAUAGCUCUCCGGGUUCCUUUUUUGGCAACCAAUCGUCCCUCAAUCGGACUUGCAGUUACUGAGCACUUGGAACAAGCAUGAAGACAGGAAGAGGAAGAGGAAUUGGAUGGCAUCAGAUCACCGGAAUCGUAGUACUGAUCUGCACCCUGACCCAAAGGACGAUAGUCGGUCAGAGCGUCAGUCACGCAGACUCCUCUGCGGAAUCACCGGCCUUUGUGUCCCGGCCUUUGAUGUCCAAGAGCAACCAGGUCGAUGAGUAUGACAAUGACGGCCCAGAGUCUUUACCCGUCCCCGUUUUUCUAAGUCAAGCCCGUCCCUUGUCGCCCUUAUUCCAUGACCGUGAAGGUCGAAGCAACGGCUGGCAAUUUCGGGCCGGGAAGCGUUCAGCCGACCAAAAUUGGCAAUUCCGAACUGGCAAACGCUCAGGCGACCCUUCUUGGCAAUUUCGUACGGGAAAACGCUCAGGGGAUCCCUCUUGGCAAUUUCGAACGGGUAAAAGAUCUUGGGAGAACCCCGAAGUCAACGAGAUCUUGGACAAGAGAGCUGCGGAUAUGGAUCAAUCUUGGCAGUUCCGAUCCGGGAAACGAAAUGGUUGGAUGCUUAGAACCGGUUAAAUCACUUCUUGUUGUACCUGUUGUCGCCCCGACCACUACUUCCUGAAUAAUGGACGAAUAUAAUCUUAAUCCCGCCAUGAGCAUUAUCGGAUAGGUAGUUGUUUAAAAAGCAUAUCGCUUUGUGAAGCCUGGUCAAGCUGGAGCUCAUCCAUUGGAUAUUGAUUAGAAGAUGGCCACCAUUGAUCCCAAGAAACCAAAUACUAACCAUGUCCAGACAGUGAAUCGCCCUUGCAUAAUUUAUUGGACAGCUCUGUGUGAAUUCAAUAAGAUUUCCGUUGUCUUGUAACCCAUUCAUUUGAAAAUGCAAUAAAUCCAGUACGGUUGAACGUC